AUAUCUUGGUUAAAUCACACAAGUAUUUCCGCAGUUACCAAAGUCCUCUCCCUUUGCCUCUUGGUCAUGAACACAUUGUUGAGAAGGUGCUGAAAGGUUUAAAGGAGCAGAUUUGGAUCAAAGAAUGAAAGAGUCAAUGGAAGAGGCUGGCUUUCCAACUUUACAGUUGGUUUUAUUUCAUGAUGCAAGUGCUCCUUAAGUGCAAGAAAAAUUGCACGGACCAUAACUCUGACUUUGAAGAAACAAGUGUCUCUUUUUACUUCCCAAAAAUACAGAGGUUUGAAAGGCAAGGAUUUAGAGAGCUAAGCCACCCCAUAUCCAUCUCAGGAAACUCCGAGGCCCUCUGGUCUUCCUCUGCAGUGACGGCACUUAAUCACACUCGCAGAGCUGUAAUGGACUUCACGUGCUUCGUCCCUUUCUUCUCCUCCUCCAACGAUCGUCUCUCCUCUUUCAGAGGGAUGUAGGGUCACGAGAAUGGGGAAACACCUUCCAUGGAGAAAACACACAUGCACUUUCACAACACACACACACACAGAGCUCCUCGCUGAGUUCUGAAUGGUGAGAGAACGGCACAUGCUGUAUGAGACGAACAUGGAUAGCAACAAUUCUCCAAACUUAAGUCUUCAAAUGGCUUGAAGGAGACGUAAAUGGACCCACAAUCCUCGUUUUCUGAACAUUGAAGACUCAGGAGAACCAGAGACAAAGCAGAGCAGAGAUACAGGGGAAAGAAGAGAAAAAGGUUUCUCUGUCACCUGAUUAGUGGAACUUUAACAUGGGAUGAGCUCCUGACAUCACUUAAGCUGUGCACCAGUGUAUCCUGACUGAGAGCCCGACCAGAUUUUGGCUUCUGAGCUGUGACCCCCUUACCCUGGAGGGGCAGGGGGGGUCGACAGGGAGAAAAUGCGGUGUACCACCCUGUUGGCCCUGCUGACGGGGGUUGUGCUGUACCUGGUGAUGGGAGCGCUUGUUUUCGGCACCCUUGAAUACCCUGAGGAGAAUUUGGCAUACAAAGACCUUCUCACUACCAAGAAGACCUUCCUGGAUAAUAACACCUGUGUCACCGAGGAGGACUUCCACAAGCUUGUGAAGAGAGUGGUGUCUGCGGUGGAGGCAGGCCUGGAUGUGAACAACAUUCCUCACAACUUCACCAGCCGCUGGGACCUGGCCUCCGCCAUCUUCUUCUGUGGUACCAUCAUUACCACCAUAGGUUUUGGGAACCUGUCUCCUCGGACGUGGUACGGCCAGUUGUUCUGCGUGUGCUACGCCCUGGUGGGCAUCCCCAUGUUUGGCAUAUUGCUCGCUGGAGUGGGUGACCACAUGGGCACAGUGCUGCGGAGAGCUGUGGCCAAGAUUGAGACCCUCUUCCUGAAGCGUAAGGUCAGGCCAACCACUGUGCGUGUGAUCUCAGCGGUCCUCUCCAUCCUGAUUGGUUGUCUUAUCUUCCUCGCUGUGCCAACUGUCGUGUUUCAGAACGUGGAGCACUGGUCAUUUCUAGAGUCCCUCUACUUUGUGGUCAUCACCCUCACUACUGUUGGCUUCGGAGACUACGUACCAGGUGCUGGUGGCGGCUGGUUCUUUAAGCCUCUGGUGUGGUUGUGGAUAGUGUUUGGUCUUGCCUACUUUGCCUCCAUUCUCACCAUGAUAGGCAACUGGCUGAAAGUGCUGUCUAAGAGGACGCGCGCUGAGAUGGAGGAGUUGAGGGCCCACGCUACAGACUGGACCCAGAACAUCCAGAAUAUGUCCAUGGACUUCCGCAUCCCUAACCCUCUGGAGUUUAACGACCCUUUCCUCCUGCAGCGCCGGCGCUGGAAACGCAGUGAGCGUCGGCGCAUCCGUCGGGGAGCCGAGGGCACUCUGGGGUACUUGGCUCGAGGAGGAUCUGAGAAUGGACACCUGCCGAACCGCUGGGUCGGCCUCUCUAGCUCCAUGAGUCAGCUGGAGGCCCAUUCCUCUCUUGAGAGGGCGUUGGCAGCCAAGUCCAGGACACGGGUCAGUGCUGCUGGAGUUGGAACGGUCUCCAAAUUGGUGCCUGCAUUGAGGGUUGACACCGCUGUGGGCCUGCAGUUGGAGGGCAGGUUGUUUCCUCACAUGUUGACCCGCUCAUUCUCCCUCCCUGUGGCCCACUCCACCUUAGAGCUGGACUCUGCAGGUGCAGCCAUGCUGGAAGGACCCCUCACUGGAUCUGAAUCUUCUUUUGACUCCAGAUCAGAUGUCUCCUCUGUCUCCUUGUCCUCCUUGGCACUCCGCAAGUUCCCCCAGUGCCAUACAGUCAGCAGCAUGGAGGUGGGAGGGGUGAAAACCGCAGACAUGAACGCAGCACAAGAGAAAGACCAGCUGAUUCCAGCAAAGAAAUGUGGAACUGUAGACAACAAAAGCUACAGACAUGAACCUGCUCCUGGUUUGCUUCCUCGCUUCUCCCCUGUUCCUUCUUCUCGCCCUCCUUCUUGCCACUCAAUUCACCUGCCCUCCCCUCCCCUCCAUGCUGCCUCCAUACCCAGCUGCCAGCUGCUGGAUUUCUUCGGAGAGAAUCUGGCAUACAUUGACGAGUCCUCGGACACUCUGAGUGACCGCGCCCAGCCAGGAGCAAGAGAGGAGAGGAGGAGACGGCCACGAAAGCCCAAGAGGAGGAGCAUGAGGAAGCAUCUGUCACACAGCUGGAGCCCCGUGCAGGUGAGGAGGCCCGACAGUGACAUGCAGCCGCCGUCAAAUCCCCCCACACCGCCUCCAGAGUCAUCUCUUUCAGACGUGCCCCGAUCAGAGAACCAGGCCGGUUCAUUUCCAACACUCUGACACCACACUAACGUGUCAUAAAGCUGUGGGUUGACACUCUCCAAGACCACUUAGAUUCUAAGAACAUAUUUAACACAUGCAGAUCUCAACCUUCAUAAAUAAAGCUGAUGUUCCAGGAUAUUUAUUAUUUGAGGUUAGCCUCACAAAGUCAGCCCACAAGUUUUGCUUUAUUACUUUCUGAUCUGACAUAGCCCAGUGGACAUUUGUUCAAUGCAGGAAAUCCUUCUUAUGGGCUGUACAAUAGAUGAUCGACACUGCCUCCUUUCAGACAUGGAAAUGAUUAACAUGAACCAGUUGUACUCCAGACUGAAUAAUUGCAUCAAUCACUGGUCUGUCACUGAUAUUUGCUUCAGAGUAAACAAGACUAAGAGUCUACAGCCAUGCAAGCAGCUCUGUGAGACUGUACAUCUACAGUAUACAUCUGUAACUAUGACUUAAUUGUGCCAACAAAUCAUAUGAACUCAAUUGUGCCUUCUACACUCAAUGUCCUUAUUAAUCAAGCAAGUCCCAGUGAGCACCGAAGAAAAUAACACGCAUGCGGUCUUUGCGACAAUUACCAGAAAUAUGUCACAAAAAGUGUCUGUUAGGACCUUUCCCUUUAUUCUCAAUGGGAUAUGAAUGUGUCUACAAAAUGUCCUGGCAAUCCAAUCAACAGUAGUGGAGACAUCUCCCUCCAUGCAACAAAUGUCAAUCUCUUGGUGGGGUAAGAGGAAAAAGUCAGAAGAUUACCAAAAUCAGUAGGAUUAAUUACCUGGGAAUCAUGAAUGUCUGUACAAAGUUGCAUGAACACUCAUCCAGAAGUUGUUGAGAAAACAAGAUCAUUAGAUAAAUCUAAAGAGAGAGAGAAAGAAGCUUUUCAAAAGAGGAAAUCCAGCUUUUUUUUUAAAUCGACCACACCUGGUGUGUAAACAGUUGGUCACAGGUUCCAGUGGUUUAAAUAGACUAUGAGUCACAUUAUCCAGACAUCGUUACGCAUAAUUAUCUACUUUCUUGAGCUGUCUUUUAGCCACUGAGCUUAAUCGAUUCUCGGCAGGCGUAUUCAGAAUUAACUCCAAUAUUUAAGUUGGAUUUGUGAGGCAAACACUUGACGACUGACUAACAGCUUCACAAUCAGUGCAGUGUUUUGAGAUCCCAUCAAAAUAUAAUAAUACCCAUAUACGAAAUACAACAUUAAAAGAGAAAAAGAACAGCGGACAAGAGCAGAGGAGUUAUUUACGCAGCAGAGGCCAUUUAUUUAAAUAAAUUUGACUUGUUUAGGGUGUCAUCUGCAGACAAAAUUGAUUACAAUACACAAUGCGUCAGAAUCUGGGUGGCUUACCAACCCCGGCUUUUAAAAACAUUACCGGGGAAAACCCUGCAGUGGGUGGGGAACCGGAACCACAACAGUACAUUAUCAUCAAAGCACAGUUGGGACAUCAUUCGCCCUCAGACCAGUGUCAGUCCCUUGUGGGAUGCUGUCAUACAACACGAUUGAAGUCUUUAUUCAAGAUUUAAACUAUCGAGUUGCUUGAUGCACGAAACAGGUGGCUGACUGCUGCUGGUUUGUGAAACUCCUCUUGAAUGUUUUUAUGGGUAAAAAA
Etheostoma cragini (Arkansas darter) is the source of this 4370-nucleotide messenger RNA. It is a transcript of the gene kcnk4a, whose product is annotated as potassium channel, subfamily K, member 4a. Gene Ontology annotation, cellular component: membrane. Gene Ontology annotation, biological process: potassium ion transmembrane transport; stabilization of membrane potential. The transcript has 8 exons. Gene Ontology annotation, molecular function: potassium ion leak channel activity. Bases 901 to 2790 code for a protein of 629 amino acids. NCBI's taxonomy places the organism in Eukaryota, Metazoa, Chordata, Actinopteri, Perciformes, Percidae. The record is from RefSeq and is a predicted model, not a curated record.